This is a messenger RNA of Colletotrichum godetiae, 1216 nucleotides long. RefSeq lists its product as uncharacterized. NCBI's taxonomy places the organism in Eukaryota, Fungi, Ascomycota, Sordariomycetes, Glomerellales, Glomerellaceae. The transcript has a single exon. The coding region runs from base 401 to 1189 and encodes 262 amino acids. The record is from RefSeq and is a predicted model, not a curated record.
AUUCAUAUCCCCCUGUUCAAGAUUCAUUCAUCGAUCCAGAGAUGACAAAGCACCCAGGUACCCUAGAGUGGAUGCCCGUCGGGUUUUCCAACUCCCGCUCAGGGGUCUAGGCGGCAGAACCGGUAAAAACGGGUUGUCGGUGGAAUGCCCAGUCAUCUAAUUCGCGAAGCAGUCAAAUCAACAAGGGUGAAGUGGCACGACCACGCGGGCUAGGCAGCUUUCAGCAUCGCUUGUGCUGACAUGUUUGUCUGCUAGAACCUCACUAAGAUAACCGACUAACGUUCCUUGAUGUUGCCUGGAACAGCACUCUUUCAUCUUCCAAGUAAGAAAAGGACGCCACUGUGUUUAGAUUCAUCGUAAAUCAGCUUCGCGGCAUCCGACGUCAGAACAACCCAUCACGAUGGCCACUUCUCGCCCCACCAAAGUCCUUAGCGUCGGCCUUCCUCGCACGGGUUCCUAUUCCAUGAUGCUCGCCCUGACCGAGCUGGGCUUCAAGGCCGUCUACCACGGCCUCAACGCCAUCGACAGUCCCGACGACUGGCGCUUCUUCGGCCGUGCCUCAGACGCCCUAUUCCCUUCAUUACCUUCCUACACCGGCAAGGGCAUGACCGCCGCCGACUGGGACCACGUCUUUGGACCCUGUGAGGGCAUCACCGACAUCGCAGCCCCCUUCACACCGUCACUCAUCGAUGCCUACCCAGAAGCCAAAGUCGUUCUCGUCAUCCGAGAUUAUGAGAAGUGGCGGGUAUCAAUGAAGGAGGUGCUCUCUGGAAUCUUUGGGCCCCUGACCUGUUUCAUCCGAGACUACGUCGAGCCUAGGAUGGGCGCCGACAGUACGGGGAAUAUCCAGAAGAUGAUGCUGGGCUGGGUGGGAGCCAGCAACGUUGCAGAAUUGGAAUCGAAGCUCAGCGAGGUCUAUGAGUGCCACCAUGAGUAUAUUCUCAAGACGGUCCCCAAGGAGAGGCUGUUGGUAUACAAGCUUGGCGAGGGAUGGGCACCCUUGUGCGAGUUCCUUGAGAUGCCUGUACCGGAGAGGCCUUUCCCGCACGGAAACGAAGCUGCAGCACUCAGAAGCAAGAUCUUUGAUAAGCAAAAGCGAGUACUUCUGGAAGCCGGGGCGCGCUUCGCGCCGUGGCUUGUUGGCGCUGGGGCUGUUGCGGGAGGGCUUUGGUAUACCCUGUCCAUGUAGUUUAGCCGAGAGAGAGACGGUCUGUAU